This is a messenger RNA of Pseudopodoces humilis (Tibetan ground-tit), 3924 nucleotides long. The record is from RefSeq and is a predicted model, not a curated record. NCBI's taxonomy places the organism in Eukaryota, Metazoa, Chordata, Aves, Passeriformes, Paridae.
AUGGAACCCCCGAGAAUUCCGGGAAUGUUUUAUGGAAUGGUUCCGUGCCUCAGUUUCCCCCGUGAAAGCCGCAGCUCGGCCUUCUGGUCCACGGUACGGGAGAAGUCUCUGGGCGGGCGGGAGUGGAGCGAACGCUUCCGCCUGCUGCCGGCCACCUUCGACGCGCUGGUGUCGCGGCUGGGCGCGGCCAUCGGCCGCAGGGACACGGCCAUGAGGCGAGCGGUGCCCGCCGAGGUGCGCCUGGCGCUCACCCUCAGCCGCCUGGGCUCCCGCACCGAGUACCGGGCGCUGGAGGCCACCUUCGGCGUGUCCCGCAGCUCCGUCUGCAAAAUCCUGCGGGAUGUUUGCGGGGCCGUGGUGGCGAUCCUGGGCCCGGGAGAGGAGGAGGAGGAGGAGGAGGAGGAGGAAGGGGAGGAACGGCGGAGGCUGCACCUGCCCAGGGACCCCCGGAGCUUCCCGGGGAUUUGGGGAGAGUUCCAGCACAAGAUUCCCAAAUCCAGCGGAUUCCGGCUCGAAAUUCCCGAAUCCAGAGGGUUCCGGAGCGAAAUUCCCGAAUCCGGAGGGUCCCAGCUCCAAAUUCCCGGAUCCAGAAGGUUCCGGAGGGAAAUUCCCAAAUCCAGCGGAUCCCAGCUCCAGAUUCCCAAAUCCAGCGGAUCCCGGCUCCAGAUUCCCAAAUCCCGAGGGUUCCGGCUCAAAAUCCCCAAUCCCAGCGGAUCCCGGCUCCAAAUUCCCGAUCCCGGAGGAUUCUGCAGUGAAAUUCCCAAAUCCGGCGGAUUCGGGCUCAAAAUUCCCGAUCCCGGCGGAUCCCGGCUUGAAAUUCCCAAAUCCGGCGGAUUCCGGCCCAAAAUUCCCAAAUCCGGCGGAUCCCGGCUCCAGAUUCCCAAAUCCGGCGGAUCCCGGCUUGAAAUUCCCAAAUCCGGCGGAUUCCGGCCCAAAAUUUCCGGUCCCGGCGGAUCCCGGCCCGAAAUUCCCAAAUCCGGCGGAUCCCGGCUUGAAAUUCCCAAAUCCAGCGGAUUCCGGCCCGAAAUUCCCAAAUCCAGCGGAUCCCGGCCCAAAAUUCCCAAAUCCGGCGGAUCCCGGCCCCAGUUUCGGGCUCCGAUCCCAAAUCCGGAGAAGGAAAAUCCCGAGAGCGGCGAAUUCCGGCCGGGAAACGCCGGGAAGCUCCGGGGGCGCCCAAAUCCCGGCGGAAAACUCGGGAAUUCCACCCAAAAAACGCAGGAGCUCCGAAACCCCGCGGGAAAACUCCCGGAUUCCACCGGAAAACUCCCAAAUUUCGAAUUCCCGGAAUUCCUGGAAUUCCCGGGAUUCUCGGGAUUCCCGGGCCCGUGGCCGCUGCCCAGCCUGGCGGGGGUCCUGGCGCGGCUGCGGAUCCCGAUCCGCGCCCCCCCCAACCGCGGCUAUCGCGACAGCAACCGCGGCUAUCGCGGCAGCAACCGCGGCUAUCGCGGCAACAACCGCGGCUAUCGCGACGACAACCGCGGCUAUCGCGACAGCAACCGCGGCUAUCGCGACGACAACCGCGGCUAUCGCGACAGCAACCGCGGCUAUCGCGACGACAACCGCGGCUAUCGCGGCAACGACCGCGGCUAUCGCGACGACAACCGCGGCUAUCGCGACGACAACCGCGGCUAUCGCGGCGACAACCGCGGCUAUCGCGACAACAACCGCGGCUAUCGCGACAACAACCGCGGCUAUCGCGACAGUCGCGACAGGGCGGGGCACGCGCUGACGCUGCAGGCCACGGUGGACGCGCGCGGCUGCCUCUGGAAUGUGGAAUUCCAGCGGCCGGGAACCGGGAUCCGCCACUCGGCGCUGUUCCGCUGGCUCCAGCGGCGGCGGGAGAGCAGCGGGAAAAACAGCGGGAAAAACAGCGGGAAUUGUCCCGGGAACAACGGGAACGGGAACAGCGGGAAUGGGAACAACGGGAAUGGAAACAGGGGGAACACCGGGAAUUGUCCCAGGAGUUGUCCCGGGAAUUCCGAUGGGAAUCCGGGGAAUGUCCAUGAAAACUCGGGGAAUUCCGAUGGGAAUCCGGGGAAUCCCGGUGAGAACCCGGUGAAUCCCGCUGUAACUCCCGGUGUAAACCCGGUGAAUCCCGCUGUAACUCCCGGUGUAAACCCGAACCCGGUGAUUCCCGGUGCCAAUCCCGCGGUGAUUCCCGCGGUGAUUCCCGGUUCCAGCCCCGUUUUCCCGGCCAUCCCGCCGUACUUCCUGGGCUCCCGGCGGGACCCGCUGCUGCCCUGGCUGCUGCGGCCGUUCCGGAACGGGGAGGGGCUCGGGGGGGCCGUGGGGGAGGCCCGGUCUGACCGGGAGGAGGGCCGGUUUAACCGGGAGGAGGGCUCGGGCUCUGGCCGGUCUGCCCGGGGCUCGGAGGGCGCGCUCCGGUCUGCCCGGGGCUCGGAGGGCUCGCUCCGGUUUAACCGGGGGGCGGCUCUGGCGGCCCGCGGGGCUCGGGGGGCUCUGCGGAGGCUCCGGGGCCGCUGGCGCUGCCUCGGGCACCGCAACGACACCGAGCUGCGCUUCCUGCCCACGCUGCUGCUGAGCUGCGUCCUCCUGCACAACCUGUGCCAGCUGCGCGGGGAGCCGCUCCCGCACCGGGAACAGCGCCGGGAACACCGGGAACAGCGCCGGGAACACCGGGAACAGCACCGGGAACAGCGCCGGGAACAGCGGCGGGAACACCGGGAACAGCGCCGGGAACACCGGGAACAACAACUGCACAACCUGUGCCAGCUGCGCGGGGAGCCGCUCCCGCACCGGGAACAGCGCCGGGAACACCGGGAACAGCGCCGGGAACAGCGCCGGGAACACCGGGAACAGCACCGGGAACAGCGCCGGGAACAGCACCGGGAACAGCGCCGGGAACAGCACCGGGAACAGCGCCGGGAACAGCGCCGGGAACAGUGGGAAUACCGCCGGGAACAGCGCCGGGAACAGCGGGAGAGACAGCGGGAACAGAACCGGGAACAACAACUGCACAACCUGUGCCAGCUGCGCGGGGAGCCGCUCCCGCACCGGGAACAGCGCCGGGAACAACGGGAAUAUCAGGAGAGACACCAGGACAAACCCCGGGAAUACCGGGAACAGCACCGGGAUAACGCCCGGGAACAGCAGGAACAACACCGGGAGCGACACCGGGACCGCCGGAACCGCCCCGAUUCCGACCCAAAUCCCCCCGAUCUGAACCCAAAUCCCCUCGAUCUGAACCCAAAUCCCCUCGAUCUGAACCCAAAUCCCCCCGAUCUGAACCCAAAUCCCCCCGAUCUGAACCCAAAUCCCCUCGAUCUGAACCCAAAUCCCCCCAAUUCCGACCCAAAUCCCCCCGAUUUCAGCCCGGAUCCCCCCGGUUCCGAUUCCCGCCCCAAUUCCCCCGAUUCCAGCUGCGGUUCCAGCCCCGAUUCCCUGGAUUUCAGCCCAAAUUCCCUGGAUUAUUCCAGCCCGAAUUCCCUGGAUUCCAGCCCCGGCUCCCCCCAGGACGAGGAGGAUGAGGAGGAUGAGGAGGAUGAGGAGGAAGGCCGGAGGCUCCGGGCGGCCGUGGUGGCGGCGCUCGAGGGGCUCAGACCCGAAUUUGGGGGUCCCAAGAUGAUUUUGGGGGGCUCAGACCCGAAUUUGGGGGGUUUAAACUCAAAUUUGGGGCUCCCGAGCUGAUUUUGGGGGGAGUUCAGACCCAAAUUUGGGGGUCCCUGGAUGAUUUUGGGGGGUUUAAACCCAAAUUUGGGGGUCCCGAGCUGAUUUUGGAGGUUUAAACCCAAAUUUGGGGGUCCCAAGCUGAUUUUGGGGGGUUUAAACCCAAAUUUGGGGGUCCCGAGCUGAUUUUGGAGGUUUAAACCCAAAUUUGGGGGUCCCAAGCUGAUUUUGGGGGGUUUAAACCCAAAUUUGGGGGUCCCGAGCUGAUUUUGGGGGGCUCAGACCCGAAUUUGGGAG